UUUAACCAUUAUGGCUGUGUUUUUCGUCGCUAAAGUGGCUUGAAGAUCGUCCUUUUCUCACACCUUAAUCUGGUAUGAACGGAAAACAGGAUUAGAAUGGAUUCAUCCAACGAGCUGUUCUCAGAUCCCCUUGACUCCCUCCCUGUCAAUGCGACAGUCGGUGACGUCAUCAAUUUGGACAGUGUCUCCCAAGACUCGGUCCCUCUGGAUGACACGCUGAGCGCCGAGGGUAUCAUCUCUGAGACGGAGCCCACGGGAGAGGAGGUUGGGGCUGGCACAACUGAAGACCAACCCUCUGAGGAAAAACAAGAGCUUGAGGGAGGCCAGAAGGCCAAAGUUGGGUCACCCAAACCCUUUGAUGCAAGUCUCUUUGGGAAUCUGGUCGAAGACGUGAGUGCAAGCUCUGCAACUGAUUUUGCCAUCGAGGCACCGGAUGCCAGUCUCUCGAGCCUCGAAGGUGACAGGUGUACAGAUGAUGAACCCACCCAGGAGGAGCUGAACAGAUCUGAAACUUCAGCCAAGGACAUGAAGAAGCAAACAUCUGUGGAUGGUUUUGAGACCCAGCCCAUCGGAAGUCCUGGUGGUCAGUUCCAGUUUGCUGAAAUGGGUAGCCCCUUCGCCGAAGAGGGCCAACCCCAGAGCUUGGUAGCUGUGGAGACGGUGACAGCUCCUGGAGGGCAACCCCCCAUCAGUAGUUUCUUUGAUGAAGGGGACGUGGCCGAGGUGGGUGACGCCGAUGGGGAGAGCUUCUUUGAUUCCUUUACGAGUGCUGGGGACGGAUUCCCGAGCUCGGGAUCUUUUGAAAGCCCACGAAUGGAUGAAGAUACGGCAGCAGCCGUUGGUCCAAGUGAAGCACCAGAGGCAAGCCCGCAACCUCAACAGAAAGACUCACUCUUGCCAUCAUCGUCAAACUUGCCCCCUUCUCCCACAGAGGGAUCGUCCAAGGAGGUCCAAUCUGAGAGCAACACUUCUAGGACCUCUCAGGAUCCUCCAUCAUCCAAGCAGACUCUCCUGGAGCUUGCCAGACAGACUUCCGGCCAGCAUAGCCCUGAAGUCACUCCAGGUGAACCAAUUCCCAGCCAGCAUUCCCCACUCGCUGAUGUCACUAGCCCCCAUGUCUGCAAUGUUCAAGACAAAAUGGAAGGUGAGCCCUUCAAGGUGGCUUUCUUGAAGACCCAGUCUGGAACAUCUAUUCCCAUAUCGCAGGAAGGCCUUGAACAACCAGCAGGACUGCUAUCAGAUCAACAAGAGUUAUCGCCUGUGCCUUCCACCAGUCAGUCCAAGACUCCCCAACCAGAGCCGAAACAGACCACCCCUCCCAAGCCACAACUCUUUGCACCGAUGAGCCCCACCCAAGGAGAGGACAUCUUUGCCGCGGCACUUAGCACAAGCCAGAGCGACCGCAGACAUGAUGCCUGGCUGUCCUCCAGUGCAACGCAGAAGGUUCUUGCCAAUAGGAUGCUGGCCUUGCAAGGGACGGAGUUUGUCGACAGAGCUCAGUUGACUAUGCCGGGAAUCGUUCUUGAAGACCCACAAGGCGAUCCAGUGAAGGAGUUAGUGUCUCGGUACAUGGGGGAGGCAGAGGCCAGUAAGCGUGUGGCGCUAACAGCCAACCAAGUCACACAUGACGAAGCUGGAUUGAAAAAAUUAUUGGAUACUGGCUGCUUGCGGGCGGCAGUUGAUUUGACAGGGCUUCUGUUGACCUCUAUGGGUCAGGGCAAAGGUCAAGCAGGGCUACCCUCCAAGCACACACCCCAGUCGCUGCAGAUUUGGCUGACGCGCCUGGCUCUUCUGAUCAAGUUGCAGCAGUACAGCAUGGUGGAGGUCGAGUGUGAAGCCUUCGGCAAUCUGGACAGGCCCGAUCUCUACUUCGAGUACUACCCAGAUCUCUAUCCCGGACGGCAGGGAACCAUGGUGCCGUUCUCAUUCCGUGUGCUGCAUGCCGAGUUGCCGAUCUACUUGGCAAAAUACCAGGACGCAUUGAAUAGGCUCUACCAUAUACUGGAUAUAGUUAAUCAGAUUUUGUUCAAUCUUGAGAGUGGUAUGAGUGAGUAUGGCAAGGAGAUCGAGCUGACAGAAGACAACAGACAAGCAUCGAUCGAUCUGUGGAGGUUUCGAGAAGUCCGGGUGCUAUACUCCAUCGGCAACUGCCUACUGUCAAUGAAGGAUUUUAAUCAGGCUGCUUCUGUAUAUGAGACGUUACUCACGAAGGACCCCCAGAAUGCCUCCAACCUCUUAUCUGGCAUCGGACGAAUCUUCUUGCAGCUGGGAGAUCUGAAAGGUGCUCAGGGGGUGUACGCCAAGGCUGAGGAAAGCUACAACGGAGCACAGGAUGUGACAUCCCAAGCAAACAUCCUCAUGAAUAAGGCCUUCAUGGAAAUGGCUCAAAACCAGUACCCCGAAGCAAGGAAGUCCUUCGAUGCUUUGCUCGAGAUUGAUCCGGAAAAUUUUACAGCUAUCAACAACCAGUCAGUCUGCCUGCUGUACAUGGGCAAGCUGAAGGAGGCCCUGGCUCUCCUGGAAACACUUGUCCACAGUGACCCUACUAGGUACCUAGACGAGGGCAUGCUCUUCAACCUGUGCACCCUGUACGAGCUGGAGUCUUCCCGCAGCACCCACAAGAAGCAGACACUGCUGGGGUUGGUCGGAAAGCACAAGGGAGAUGGUUUCAACAUCGGCUGCCUGAAGAUGCUUUAGACUAAAUCCAGCCCCCUUAUGGUCAGGGGCCAAUUUCAUAGAGCUGCUUAAGCACAAAAUUUGCUUAAUCACAAAAAAAACUUUGCUUAAUAUAAUCAGGUUACCCACCAAAACGUCAUGCGAUUGUUAUGCUAAGUAAACAACAGCUAAAUACCAGUCACAAGCGAUGUACAUUGCAUGGCGUUUUGGCCAAUAUACUGAUAAUAUUAAGCAAGGGUUUUUUUUGUGCUGAAGAAAAUUUUGUGCUUAAGCAGCUCUAUGAAAUUGGCCCGUGUCAUCCUUUCAAACACCCUAUAAAGGGUUAUAAACAAGCGGAGUACUGGCAGCAAAAAGGUUAAUUUUCAUGAGGGUGAGCGCGGUUGGAAAGAUCCCCGAUUGUCCAAGUUUAAAAAGCCAGAAUUGAAGCUGUGGACAGUUGCUGUCCUUAAUCAGUGACGGAAAAAGUUCCACUCGGGAAUUGUAGUUGGAAUAAUUAUGUGAUGUAAUUAUGUGAAGUGGAAUAAACAAAGAAUCUGGUGUGCAACCCCUUGUA
Patiria miniata (bat star) is the source of this 3229-nucleotide messenger RNA. RefSeq names its product trafficking protein particle complex subunit 12-like. Lineage: Eukaryota; Metazoa; Echinodermata; Asteroidea; Valvatida; Asterinidae. The coding region runs from base 97 to 2697 and encodes 866 amino acids. The transcript has 12 exons. The record is from RefSeq and is a predicted model, not a curated record. Gene Ontology annotation, molecular function: protein binding. Gene Ontology annotation, cellular component: TRAPP complex; Golgi apparatus.